CGCACCCAGCCAAGUGACCGAAUCGUCGUAGCAGUUUCGCGCGGUGGCAACCACAAGAUGCCGACUCCGCAGCCGGCGGUGCGGCCCGUCGAUGUGGAAGACGUGGACGUUGGCGCGCCGUGUCACUGGAAGAGACGAGGGAAGCGCAAAUCCAUCGCAGAGCACCUCCAGACCAUCCCGGCUGUGUUGUCACACUCUGAACCAUCGCCACGACGCAGCUCGACGUUGAGUUAUCAUGAAGAGAUGGACGAAGACGCUACCGCCGUGGGCGACGGUCGCGUGCGGCGGAAGCGACUGGCGCUCGUGUCGUCAUUUCUCCAGCAGCUCCAGCUCGACGUUGUCAUUCACAAAUCCAAAGUCGAGUCCCUCGAAGGCGACUCGUCCAACGUGAGUGCGCUCCGGUUGGUUGACAUCAAGGCGCGAGUUGGCGACUGGACGCUGGACGAAGUGUAUCGAGUCAAAAACGUGAGGAUCUUGAUCAAUGCCAUGGGCGGCCUUGCGCUUGCGCUCUUGGAGCUGUACGUGUCGUGGAUGAACAAAGUCAUGCUCGACGACAACAACAAAGUCAUCGCGAUCCUCGACGUGCCGACGUCCCCCCUCUCCAACUGGCUCAAGAUCGCCAUGAGCGUGCUGAGUUUUGUCCUGGUCGUUCAGAUCGGGGACUUGUACCGGCAAUUUUUCAACGACGCGUGUCAAUGGGAGCGGACGUUCCAGCAAGACACUGCGCGCAUGCAAAGGACACUGUUCCCGAAAACGCGGGCGUCGUCCGAGCGGACUGUCCGCCAUGCCGUCGAUCGCACCGUCGUGUGGAUGCGGUCCGUCGGGUUGACGAUCAAAAAGUACCUGACGUCGUCGCUCACGUGGUCGUGCGUGGCGGAGAUGACGAUUGCCGCGAUCCAUCCGCCGCCGUACGUGGACUCGAUCGUCCACCUCACCGCCGCGUGCCUCAUGUUCUUUCGCUUGUACCUGUUUUGCCGCGUGUACCGAGACCAUUCCAAGGUGUACCGCCAGCGCCGCGACAUCUUGAUGAACUGCUUCCUUCACACGACCAACCCGACCUUUGACUGGUUCUUGUCGAUCAAGAUCGACUUUGGCAAGUCGCCGCUCCAGUUCAUCCUGACGCUUUUUUUGUGUGUUUUGUUCAUCUUGACCGUGUGCAUCCACGUGUUCGAGCGAGAGUACCAGCCACAAGUCUUCACCAUGGCCAACUCGGUCUGGUACACGUUUUGUACCCUCACGACCCACGUACGAUGGCACGUGGGUCGAACGCGACACUCACUUGCGUAGGGACUUGUCGACAUUGACGCGGUGUCGGUCCACGGCCGGUUCGUCACCGCCGUCAUGCUCUUGUGGGGCAUCACGUGCGAAACCAUGAUCGUGGUGGCGAUCCUGGACAACUUUAGCUUGAACGACCACGGGCGCAUGGUGUCGGUGUACCUGAAGCGCAUGCGUGCGUGGCAGCGCGUCCAACACAUUGCGUCGCGCGCGAUGUUGUGCUGGUGGAGAUGGAAGUGCGCCCGACGGAGCCAUGCUGUCAUCGACGUGCGGCAUACAUCAAUCCGUCUCUCGUGCCGUCAUGCUGGAUGUGCUAGGAAUCGACCUGGCGAUCCCAUUUCUGGCACGCCAUGGAGCGUCUCGGGCCGGCGCGGACCAUAUAUUCAGACUUGGAGCAAGACGAAGGCAACCCAGUACUGGAAAAACUCAUGGACCUCGAAAGGAGUGUGGCGCAGCUAAUGCAACGCGUCGAGAUGCACCAGCGCGUGUGUUUGUGCCGUCGUCAGACACGUGCGCCGCCGCAUGACCGGGACGACCUCGUUCAACGGAUGGCGGCCCUGCGGGACACCCAGGCGAAGAUCGACGACCAAAAGCGCACGAUCUCCAUGUUGCUGGCCAGGGCAGCGGCAGCAUUCCCCCACGUGUAACGAGAUCAAAGUUUAUAGUUUUGAUGGACACAGCAACAAACGACUGGUUCC
Molecule: messenger RNA, 1973 nt
Organism: Aphanomyces invadans
Lineage: Eukaryota; Oomycota; Saprolegniomycetes; Saprolegniales; Verrucalvaceae
Exons: 7
Coding region: 58-1287 (409 amino acids)
Biological process (GO): potassium ion transmembrane transport
Cellular component (GO): plasma membrane
Molecular function (GO): calmodulin binding; small conductance calcium-activated potassium channel activity
Source: RefSeq, a predicted model, not a curated record